CCUUCAAUAUUGAGCGACAGGUGAGUCGCGCAACAGCUCACUGCUGAAUGGUCGAAACAUCUGUCCUAAUAAUAUCAUGCUUCUAUGCCCAUACGCGAAAGACACGCAUAUUGGAAUCGUCUUUACAUUAUCUAAAUGUUUUGUCUGACAAAAUUGUGCCACGUAGUCAGUGGCUAUAGCUGUGUACGGAGAAAAUGAUGGAUGUGUUUGCCAAGACGACAGCACUGCUCGGAUAUUAGGAAUAAAGUUGCCGUCUUCUCUCUAAAAAAUAGCAUUGGAUGCGGUGUCGUUUUGUUUCUAAGAUCAUAGGUUUACAAGCACACGGUGCUUAACUUCUUGAGAAGGAUCUCUCAGGCGAAAUCUGAUGUAAACAAUGGAUAACGUAGGUCUAUCUAUACAUCUUGGCUUUCACACUGUUGUGGACAAACAGUACUGCUGGACGUUUUUUCACUGAACACAUUUUAUAGACGGUUUACUCAAAUGCAACGGGUUGGAUUAAUCUCGCGAUCACCUUUUUAUGGUAGAGAAUUGAAAUUAUCAUAGCGACACAGAAGAUCACUGUCUCCGAAAUGAGUCUCUGCGAGGAGAAAGCGGAGGAGGAUGUUGUUCAAUAUCAGAACCAGAGAGCAGCAUCUCCAGAAUCCAGCCGUGUGUCUAUGAAGAGUGAUGCACCCAUAACACAACCCCUUACAUUCAGUGGUGAAACAAGGACAAGUAACCCCAGGAAUGAUCAGUCUGCAGAACUGCAGGAUUCCCACCGACUAGUAAAUGAUGCUCUACAGAGAGUAAAAGACCAACACAAAGUCAGCAUGAAGAACAAGUAUGAGAGCUUAUUUGAGGUAAUCAAACUACAAAAGAAUCAAACCCUCCUGAACAGCAUCUACACACUCUACAUCAUAGAGGGAGAGAGUGGAGGGGUGAAUGAAGAACAUGAGGUUUUACAGAUGGAGAAAACACACAGAACACAUCUAUUGAACACAAGAACACAUCUACAGAACACAAUCUACAGUAAUGAUAUCUUUAAACCCUCAACUGAAUCAGCAUGUGGGACGAAAGACAAAAUCAAGACUGUUCUUACUAAAGGCAUCGCUGGAAUUGGAAAAACCGUCUCUGUGCAGAAGUUCAUUCUGGACUGGGCUGAGGGACAAGCCAAUCAGGAUGUAGAUUUCAUGUUUGUGCUUCCUUUUCGAGAGCUGAAUUUGAUUCGAGAUCAUCAGUACAGUCUUCACAGACUCCUGCUGGACUUUCAUCCUGAACUUCAAGAUCUCGGCUCCGAGAUUUACGAGGAGUGUAAAAUUGUGUUCAUCUUUGAUGGUCUGGAUGAAAGCAGAAUGACUCUGAUGUUUUCAGACGAUGAGAAAGUUUCUGCUGUGACUGAGACUUCAUCAGUGGGUGUGUUGAUAUCAAACCUGAUGAGAGGAGAUCUGCUUUCAUCUGCUCUCAUCUGGAUCACCUCCAGACCAGCAGCAGCCAAUCAGAUCCCUUCCAAAUACAUCAACCGUGUGACAGAAAUUCAGGGAUUUAAUGACUCUCAGAAGGAGGAAUAUUUCAGGAAGAGAAUCAGUGAUGAGAAUCAAGCCAGCAGAAUCAUCUCACACAUCAGAAGAGCAAGAAGCCUCCACAUCAUGUGCCACAUCCCCGUCUUCAGCUGGAUCUCAUCCACUGUUCUUCAAAAGCUCCUGAAAGAAGAUGUGAGUGCAGAAAUCCCUCAAACUCUGACUGAAAUGUACAUCCACUUCCUGCUGAUUCAGAUAAACAUGAGAAAUCAGAAGUAUACAGAGACAGAUACAGAGAAACUCCUGCAGUCCAACAGAGAAAUGAUUCUGAAACUUGCUGAACUGGCUUUCAAUCAGCUGAUGAAGGGUAAUGUCAUAUUCUAUGAGGAGGACCUGAAAGAGAGCAGCAUAGACGGGACUGACACCUCUGUGUAUUUUGGGAUUUGCACUGAGAUCUUUAAGGAGGAAUCUGUAAUUCAUCGAAGAAAGGUCUACAGUUUCAUACAUCUGAGCUUUCAGGAGUUUCUAGCUGCUUUCUAUGUGCUUUACUCCCAUCUGAUGAAAAACAGGGAGCCAUUGCAGUGUUUUCUGGGUGACCAACCUGAGCUGUGUAGAUAUAAGAGAAAAAGGUACAUAGCUAUGAGAAACUCUUUGUGUGAGCUACUAAUAUCAGCAGUUGGUAAAACCCUUCACACUGAAAAUGGAAACCUGGAUCUUUUUCUGCGGUUCCUGCUGGGCAUCUCACUGGAGUCCAAUCUAGAUCUUUUAAAUGAACUACUGUCUUACACAGAGAGCAGCUUAAAUAGCAUCAAGGGAAUUCCUUUGUACAUAAAAGAUAACAUCAAGGGAUAUGAACAUCUUUCAGCCAACAAAUGCACGAGUCUGGUCCUCUGUCUGCUGGAAAUGAAUGAUCAGACUCUGUACAGAGAGAUUCAGGAGUUGGUGAAAUCUGACAAAUGCUCAUUUUUGCAAUUCUCUCCUGCUCACUGCUCAGCGAUCGCCUACACACUUCAGAUGUCAGAGGAGGUGCUGGAUGAGUUUGAUCUAAUGAAAUACAGAACAGCAGAUGAGAGUAGAUUAAGACUGAUACCAGCUGUGAUGAACUGCAGAAAAGCUCUACUUGCUGGAUGUUGCCUCACUGAUCAGCAGUGUGAAACUUUGUCUUCAGUUCUGCGAUCAUCAAACUCCCAUCUGAGGGACCUUGACCUGAGUAACAAUGACCUGCAGGAUUCAGGAGUAAAUUUGCUCUCUGCUGGACUGAAGAGUUCACAGUGCCAACUGAACAUACUAAGGUAUUUAAAACAACUUACAAAACAUAUUCCAAUAGAAACAAAUGCUUUUAUUAGUGUCACCACCUCUUCUUGACAUCCAAUAAAAUGACAAAAACAUCAAUACAAUGACCUGCAGGAUUCAGGAGUAAAUUUGCUCUCUGCUGGACUGAAGAGUUCACAGUGCCAACUGAACAUACUAAGAUUUGCCUUAUGUAAUCUCACUGGUCAGUGCUGUGAAAGUUUGGCUUCAGCUCUACAAUCAUCAAACUCUCAUCUGAUGGAGCUGGACCUGAGUAACAAUGACCUGCGAGAUUCAGGAGUAAAGUUGCUCUCCAAUGGACUGAAGAGUUCACACUGCCAACUGAACAUACUAAGAUUGUCCGGCUGUAUGGUGACAGAGGAAGGCUGUUGUUACCUGUCUUCAGCUCUAAAUUCAAACCCCUCACAUCUGAGAGAGCUGGAUCUGAGCUACAAUCAUCCAGGAGAAUCAGGAGUCAAGCUGCUCUCUGAUUUACUGAAUCAGCCAAACUGCACACUGGACAAACUCAAUGUGGAUCAUGGAGGAGAGUUCAGGAUUACAGCAGGACUACACAAAUAUUUCUGUGAUCUCACAAUGGAUCCAGACACAGCAAACACUAAGCUCAUUCUGUCUGAGGAGAACAGAAAGGUAACAUUUGUGGAUGAGGAUCAGCCGUACCCAGAUCAUCCAGAAAGAUUUAAUAAGCGUCCUCAUGUCCUGUGUAGGGAGCCUCUGUCUGGACGCUGUUAUUGGGAGUCUGAAUGGAGUGGACAGGCUGAUAUAUCAGUGACAUAUAAAGGAAUCUGCAGGAAAGGAAAGGGUGCUGAAUGUGUGUUUGGAUUCAAUGAUAUCUCCUGGUGUCUGAUCUGCUCUGAUGAGCCAUUUGCUCUCUGGUGCGAUUAUCGUCACAUUGACACACGUGUCACUUCAGGCUCCUGUAGGAAAGUCGGUGUGUAUGUGGACGUUUCGGCUGGCACUCUGUCCUUCUACAACAUCUCUGACACACACACACUAACACACAUAUACACAUUCAACACUACAUUCACUGAAACGCUCUAUGUGGGAUUUGGAUUCAUGAUUCAUGAUUCGAACUCAACACUGACUCUGUGUCGGAGUGAAAAGCCUGUAAACAAUGCCACAGAUGUCACAAAUGAAUGAAACGAAUGCUUUCACUUUAUAUACCUUUAACAUAUAUGCAAAUGCACUCAUUUAAAUGUGUAGGCUCACCUAUAUUUGCACAAAAUCUGAUUUAUCUUUCAAACAAUGUUUCUUUAACAUUUGAACAAGGAAUUAGUAGGAUAGUAAAAUGUUUUCUUUUGUAUUAAUGCUGAAUAAUGUCCUGCUCCUCGUUGUUUUACAUGUGCGUUUGCCUCAAAUCUUAAAUCUAAAAUUGUAGGGUUGGAAAUCAACAAAGUAGAUUCUUUUUAUCUCAACAUGAUAAACAUGAACAUUUUUAUGUUCUGGAAUACUUAAUUCUCUGGUUGGUUUUAAUUGUUGUAAUCACUGUGGUGCAUCCAGUUGGAAUGCAAUAAAGAUUUA
This is a messenger RNA of Sinocyclocheilus grahami, 4325 nucleotides long. Its product is annotated as NACHT, LRR and PYD domains-containing protein 12-like. Gene Ontology annotation, molecular function: protein binding. The transcript has 9 exons. The record is from RefSeq and is a predicted model, not a curated record. NCBI's taxonomy places the organism in Eukaryota, Metazoa, Chordata, Actinopteri, Cypriniformes, Cyprinidae.